Pipistrellus kuhlii (Kuhl's pipistrelle) is the source of this 4088-nucleotide messenger RNA. It is a transcript of the gene NRDC, whose product is annotated as nardilysin convertase. NCBI's taxonomy places the organism in Eukaryota, Metazoa, Chordata, Mammalia, Chiroptera, Vespertilionidae. The coding region runs from base 184 to 3696 and encodes 1170 amino acids. Gene Ontology annotation, molecular function: metal ion binding; metalloendopeptidase activity. Gene Ontology annotation, biological process: proteolysis. The transcript has 31 exons. The record is from RefSeq and is a predicted model, not a curated record.
GCGGGAGACCGCGUUGGGGGAGGGGCGCAGGCCUGGCCUCCUUGGCGGCUGCGGCAGCACCAGCGCCGGCCGCCGCCACCGCCGCCUCAGAAACGCGGAGGAGGAAAAAGCAGCUGGAGGAGGAGUAGGAGGGGGAGGUGGGCCCCGGGGAAUGGGAUGCCCUUCGCUCCGGCUCGGUGGUGAAUGCUGAGGAGAGUCGCGAUCGCCGCAGUCAGUGCCACCGGGAGGAAGUUGUGGUGUGCGGCCGGGCGGGAGCUCGCGGCGCUGUGGAGAACCGUAGCGCGGGGCCGGUGCGAAGACUCGGCGGAGGGCAGACCCUUUCCCGCGCCAACCAUGCCUGGGAGGAACAAGGCGAAGUCGACCUGCAGCUGCCCCGACCUGCAGCCCGGCGGCCAGGAUUCUGGCGAGAGCGGCCGGGUUGCCCGUCUAGGAGUAGAUGAAUCUGAGGAGCAGGGACGGAGGGGGCCUAUCAAUAAUGCCGGAGACCCUGAGAUCGUCAAGUCUCCUAGCGACCCCAAGCAAUACCGAUACAUCAAAUUACGAAAUGGCUUACAGGCACUUUUGAUUUCAGACCUAAGUAAUACGGAAGGUAAAACAGGAGAUGCAACAGAUGAUGAAGAUGAAGAUGAAGAGGAAGAUGAUGAUGAAGAUGAUGAUGAAGAAGAAGAUGAUGAUGACGAUGAUGAUGAUGAUGAUGAAGAUGAAGAUUCUGGAGCUGAAAUAGAAGACGAUGAUGAAGAGGGCUUUGAUGAUGAAAAUGAGUUUGAUAAUGUUGAUGAGCAUGAUAACAAUGACCUUGAUGCUGAAGUUAAUGAAAUGGAAGAAUUAGAAGAGAGGGCAGAAGCCAGAAAGAAAACUACUGAAAAACAGUCUGCGGCGGCUCUUUGUGUUGGAGUUGGGAGUUUUGCUGAUCCGGAUGACCUGCCUGGGCUGGCACACUUUUUGGAGCACAUGGUAUUCAUGGGUAGUUUGAAAUAUCCAGAUGAGAAUGGGUUUGAUGCUUUUCUGAAGAAACAUGGGGGUAGUGAUAAUGCUUCAACUGAUUGUGAACGGACAGUCUUUCAGUUUGAUGUCCAGAGGAAAUACUUCAAGGAAGCCCUGGAUAGGUGGGCUCAGUUCUUCAUCCAUCCACUGAUGAUCAGAGAUGCGAUUGACCGUGAAGUUGAAGCUGUUGAUAGUGAAUAUCAGCUUGCAAGACCUUCUGAUGCAAACAGAAAGGAAAUGUUGUUUGGAAGCCUUGCUAGACCUGGACAUCCUAUGGGGAAAUUUUUUUGGGGAAAUGCUGAGACUCUCAAACAUGAUCCAAAAAGGAAUAAUAUUGAUACAUAUACUAGACUGAGAGAAUUCUGGAUGCGUUACUACUCUUCUCAUUACAUGACAUUAGUGGUUCAAUCCAAAGAAACACUGGAUACUUUGGAAAAGUGGGUUACUGAAAUCUUCUCUGAGAUACCAAACAAUGGGUUACCCAAACCAAACUUUGGCCACUUAACGGAUCCAUUUGACACACCAGCAUUUAACAAACUUUAUAGAGUUGUUCCAAUUAGAAAAAUUCAUGCUCUGACCAUCACGUGGGCACUUCCCCCUCAACAGCAACAUUACAGGGUAAAGCCACUUCAUUAUAUUUCUUGGCUGGUUGGACAUGAAGGCAUUGGCAGCAUUCUUUCUUACCUUAGAAAAAAGUGCUGGGCUCUUGCACUCUUUGGUGGAAAUGGUGAGACAGGAUUUGAGCAAAAUUCUACUUACUCAGUGUUCAGCAUUUCUAUUACAUUGACUGAUGAGGGUUAUGAACAUUUCUAUGAGGUGGCUCAUACUGUUUUCCAGUAUUUAAAAAUGCUGCAGAAGCUAGGCCCAGAAAAAAGAAUUUUUGAAGAGAUUCAGAAAAUUGAGGACAAUGAGUUCCAUUACCAAGAACAGACAGAUCCUGUUGAGUAUGUGGAAAACAUGUGCGAAAACAUGCAGCUGUACCCUCUGCAGGACUUUCUCACUGGAGAUCAGCUUCUUUUUGAAUACAAGCCAGAAGUCAUUGCAGAAGCCCUUAAUCAGUUAGUUCCUCAUAAAGCAAAUCUCGUUCUCCUGUCUGGUGCUAAUGAGGGAAAAUGUGACCUCAAGGAGAAGUGGUUUGGAACUCAGUAUAGUAUGGAAGAUGUUGAAAACUCUUGGACUGAACUGUGGAAGAGUAAUUUUGAAUUAAAUCCAGAUCUUCAUCUUCCAGCUGAAAACAAGUACAUAGCCUCGGACUUCAUGUUGAAAGCCUUUGAUUCUCCUGAGACAGAAUACCCUGUUAAAAUUGUGAACACACCACAAGGUUGCCUGUGGUAUAAGAAAGACAACAAAUUCAAAAUCCCCAAAGCAUAUAUACGUUUCCAUCUGAUCUCACCUUUGAUUCAGAAAUCUGCAGCAAAUGUGGUCCUCUUUGAUAUCUUUGUUAAUAUCCUCACCCAUAACCUUGCGGAACCAGCUUAUGAAGCAGAUGUGGCACAGCUAGAGUAUAAGCUGGUAGCUGGAGAACAUGGUUUAAUUAUUCGAGUGAAAGGAUUCAACCACAAACUACCUCUACUGUUUCAGCUCAUUAUUGAUUACUUAGCGGAGUUUGAUUCCACAUCAGCUGUCUUUGCAAUGAUAACACAGCAGUUGAAGAAGACCUACUUUAACAUCCUCAUCAAGCCUGAGACUCUGGCCAAAGAUGUGCGGCUUUUAAUCCUGGAAUAUGCCCGUUGGUCUAUGAUUGACAAGUACCGGGCUUUGAUGGAUGGCCUGACCCUUGAAUCUCUGCUGAGCUUUGUCAAAGAGUUCAAAUCCCAGCUCUUUGUUGAAGGCCUGGUACAAGGAAAUGUCACAAGCACAGAUUCUAUGGAUUUCCUGAAAUAUGUUAUUGACAAGCUGAACUUCAGGCCUCUGGAGCAGGAGAUGUCUGUGCAGUUCCAGGUGGUAGAACUUCCCAGUGCCCACCACAUAUGCAAAGUGAGAGCUCUAAACAAGGGUGAUGCCAACUCUGAAGUCACCGUGUACUACCAGUCAGGUACCAGGAGUUUGAAAGAAUACACUCUGAUGGAGCUGCUUGUGAUGCACAUGGAAGAGCCUUGUUUUGACUUCCUUCGAACCAAGCAGACCCUUGGGUACCAUGUCUACCCUACCUGUAGGAACACAUCUGGGAUUCUAGGAUUCUCUGUCACUGUGGGGACUCAGGCAACUAAAUACAACUCUGAAGUUGUUGAUAAAAAGAUAGAAGAGUUUCUUUCUAGCUUUGAGGAAAAGAUUGAAAACCUCACUGAGGAUGCAUUCAACACCCAGGUCACAGCCCUGAUCAAGCUGAAGGAGUGCGAGGACACCCACCUUGGGGAGGAGGUGGACAGGAACUGGAACGAAGUGGUGACACAACAGUAUCUCUUUGACCGCCUUGUCCAUGAGAUUGAAGCACUGAAGUCCUUCUCAAAAUCAGACCUCGUCAAUUGGUUCAAGGCUCACAGAGGCCCAGGAAGCAAAAUGCUUAGUGUUCAUGUUGUUGGAUUUGGGAAGUAUGAGCUGGAAGAGGAUGGUACCCCUCAUGGUGAGGAUUCAAACUCUUCUUCUGAACCGAUGCAGCUAACCUACCUGCCAACCUCUCCUCUGCUGACAGAUUCUACCAUCCCCAUUACUGAUAUCAGGGCUUUCACAUCCACACUUAACCUUCUCCCCUACCAUAAAAUAGUCAAAUAAACUGCAGUCUCGUUGGCCUGAAUGAAACAUUGUGUAUUUAAAAUGUGUAUUUUAUGAAUUUACACUACUAUGGCCUUAGGGCUUCCAUUGAAUUUUUGCACUGGCGUCAUAAAAUUUGAUUUACUCCCCACCCCUUCUGUGGUGACUAACGAAAAAGGGUUAUGGUAGCAGCUGGCAGAGAAAUCAGCAGGGUGGCCAAAACGCUGAUAGGAGCAGUUUGAGAAGCCCUGGCACCUGGUUCUCUCAGACUGAGAAUCCAGUUCUGUAUGACAGCCCUGUGUAACCCAUGUCUUAUUAGUACCUAAAUGUUAGGUGCUAAUACUAAUACCUAAAUGAUGAUGUUGUUUUUAAUGUAUUUUUAAAUAAAGAUAGUUCUGUAUUACCCUUCAGAA